Molecule: messenger RNA, 2186 nt
Organism: Amoebophrya sp. A25
Lineage: Eukaryota; Dinophyceae; Syndiniales; Amoebophryaceae
Source: the annotation of a GenBank genome assembly
GCAGGACCGCGAGGGCCUGAAAUCCGCGGAUGCUGACUUUGCAUCAAGCAGAUGGGCAUCCUGAACAACGCGGACGUACAGUCGUAGUAGACCUACAUUUCACGCUCUAUCGUGAUAUUUUUAGGCUCUACUGUAUGGAGUUGUUCGGACCACUGACUAUGGCCGACUUCCCUUACCCGGAGCAACUUCAUUCUUUCCUGCGAAACGUUUUGCCUCUCUCGUUUUCGAGCAAGAAGAAGAGACACUAGUACCUAGAACCGUCCUGGGAUUAUACUUCGUGAUAAGUGUGAUUCAUUGCGAUUACUUGUUCUCUCAGUCUCGUACUGCUUCAAGAAUCGGGGUCAACACCUAGUACAACAACUACAACGUCAACGAACAAGUGUUUUGAAAAUGGCGAGCUUUGGAUCUCCUCACGAUCCCAGCGGGCAUUGCCGAGUAUGCAAUGCUUUAAUCGAAAACGAUUCCCGAGAAAGUGCCGAGCAAAUAGAAAAAAGCACAAGGGUACUUCAUUCUAUGAUGUAAGUAUGCACGUAUUUUUGAUGUGUACAGUAGUCUUCUACUCCUAUUUUCAUUCGAUCAAUACUCAAUCAGUCAAUCAUCAAUCAACAGCAAGCAUCAUGUUAUUUGGUCAACAGGAGCAAGUUUAGUAUGGUAUUUGGGCUUUGCUAAGACUAGGUCUGACAAAGCAAAACCUGAAAUCGGGCACAUUCAUUCAUUCACUCAUUCAUUCAUUCGUUCAUGCAUCACCCGCAGAUAAUACUCGGACUUCUGAGCCAUUAUAGCGGAACGCUUCUGAAUGUCAUAAAGAAGGGGCCGCCACCUCAAAGCAGGGGAGUAAGCAUGCAGAAUUUCGGUGGAUACGAUAGCGAUGAUGAAGGUACUUGUUUUUUUUUGAGCACGACAAGCAACGAUCCGUCGUGAAUGAUAACGAAUAAGACUACUUGUAGCAUCGGAAUGAACAAAAGCAAAGUAAGUAGACAAGAAAUAAAACGUGUUUCUCAUCCUGGAGCACUAGUUGUAGAGCGUAUAAGCGAAGAUGCAAUGGAGCUUAACCGCGUGUCAACAAAUAGAAGUAGCUUCGACAACAUCAUGACUAGAAAGCACCUUUUAUAGCUUUAAGUCCUUAAUACGUCGGAGCUUCUGAUUGCUUGGUAGGAGCAUCAAUGAAGAUCCAUGUACAACUUUUCCAAUCAGAUGCAGAGGAGGAGAAAGUGACAAUCUGCAACAAAACGUGCCUGCUACUUUCGAUUGCAAGCGUAGUCAUCGUUGGGGCGUUGAUUGGGAUGAUUGUUCUCGUAGUAAGAGUGCGAUCAACUACGCUAAUUAAUGGUACAACUGGUGCUAACGGAGCUCCAUCUGGUAAAUCUCCACUCCAAAAGGGGAACGGAUAACUUCAAUUCUGAAGACAAAGAAAGAGAAGUUCUACCCCAGCUUUGUCACAAAUACGGUCCCACACCAUAGUACCCUCUCCUGUCCAUCUCUUCACAUGAAGAUUCCCACUCAUCUCACGACCCCGUGGCAUGCGCAUAGUACUUCUAAAGUUAGUUGUAGGCAAAAACACUUCCAUACAUUUCUUAUUCCCGCAUAAGCUUUAUUUGUAAGUUCUAUCGUACGACACAGCAAUUUAUUGCCAUUUCCAUCCCACAUUCAUCCCCACAUGAAUUUUCGAUGCAUCAUCUAUCAUGUUAGAAGCACACAAGGUCCGCAGAAGAUCAGGAACAUACACAUUUGUUUGACGUAGCUACAACAUCAUGCAUGUUGGCGCAUGCAGUAGAUCACAGGGCAACACAGUGAUCAUAGGAAAGUAUUUCCUAUGCGUCGGGACAUCAACACAAAAGUGGUCUAGUUGUUGUGUCGACGCCUUAUAGGCAGUGCCUCGUUGCGCCUCAUCAAUACGUCGGCUUCUUUGAGGUUCUUGCAGAUCAAGAUGAAAGCGUCACGUUGUAUUAACUUUCGACCAGUGCGUGUUGGACUUGGAGCAGAUAAAAGAGGGGCAAGCCCAAGGCUGUCGCUGCUGAGCGUCUAUUUUCACCUUUUCUAACGAAUCUCCAUCUCGAUGAUUAAGUAGGCGGGUGCUAGUGGUAGAUGUAGAUCAGAAGAUCUUGCAAGGACCUUGGUAGGCCUAUCUCUAUCAUACGUUUUAUUGCGUAGUAACAGCAUCCCAGCACCAGCUGUCUAGAGUUGUG